Messenger RNA from Salvia splendens (bonfire salvia), 842 nucleotides. RefSeq names its product transcription initiation factor TFIID subunit 9. Lineage: Eukaryota; Viridiplantae; Streptophyta; Magnoliopsida; Lamiales; Lamiaceae. The coding region runs from base 174 to 719 and encodes 181 amino acids. The record is from RefSeq and is a predicted model, not a curated record. Gene Ontology annotation, molecular function: transcription coactivator activity; protein heterodimerization activity; RNA polymerase II general transcription initiation factor activity. The transcript has 3 exons. Gene Ontology annotation, cellular component: transcription factor TFIID complex; SAGA complex. Gene Ontology annotation, biological process: RNA polymerase II preinitiation complex assembly; DNA-templated transcription initiation.
UUCAACCGAACAGCCCCUUACUAUGCCCUAAUUUCACCCCCAAUUUUGAACACGAUCGAUUAUCGUUCAAUAUUUCCCCAACUCGUCCUCUGCAUCAGAAAGUCUCCUCAAUCUAAAUUCUCAGAAACUCUCGCUGUGCUCAUCAUUUUUGCAGCUGAGAGGUUUUUUUAAGAAUGACGGAGGUGGGUGAAGAUGUUAUGCCGAAGGAUGCCAAGAUUGUGAAGGAAUUAUUGAAGUCAAUGGGUGUCGAUGACUACGAGCCUCGAGUCGUAAAUCAGUUUUUAGAGCUCUGGUAUCGCUAUGUAGUUGAUGUGCUGUCCGAUUCACAGGUGUAUGCGGAACAUGCUGGGAAGUCUGUCAUCGACUCUGAUGAUGUUAAGCUUGCAAUUCAGUCCAAAGUCAAUUUUAGUUUCUCGCAGCCUCCACCUCGUGAGGUGCUGCUAGAGUUGGCUAGGAGCAGAAACAAGGUCCCCUUGCCUAAAUCAAUAGCUGGGCCGGGGAUUCCUCUGCCUCCCGAGCAGGACACGUUGAUCAACCCGAAUUAUCAGCUUGCUAUUCCAAAGAGACAUAACAUGCAACUGCCUGAAGAAACUGAAGAGGAUGAAGAGACUGCUGAUGUCAAUUCGAACCCUAAUCCUAAUAAUCCUCAAGACCGGAGAAAUUUGGCUCAAGGAGCUCAGCGCGUCUCGUUUCCCCUUGGGGCCAAACAGUCUAGAUAACUCUCCUAUUGUAGUAAUGCUUGUAAUAUUAAAAAUGAUUCACUAUGUACCAAGUUGUUGGUUUAGCUUGUAUAAUGCACUUGGUUAUUGUCAAUGGCAGAAAUCUGAACAAUAGACUAAGAA